AUGGCAGAUCUCAAGAUGGCUACGGUGAUGUCGCUUUCUGGACGAAUAGGUCUCAUUACGGGUGGAGGGACUGGCAUAGGAUUCAGCAUUGCCAAAGCCGUUCGCUGCGAACGGAGCCAAGGAUCUGUUGUCCCACUCCAGAUGGACGUGACAAGUGAAAACAGCGUCAAAGCCGGCGCACAGCACAUCGAAGGAAUCGAUGGCAAGCUCGAUAUCCUCGUCAACAAUGCCGGAUUUGCUGCAUCUCUCCGCGAUCCAGACUUCAUCGCGAAGCAACACGCCGCAGAGGAUCCUUUUGAACCCGAAACUGUACAGAACUGGGCUGACAUUUUUGCACUAAACACGAUCGCCCCAUUCUUUGUCGAGCGCAUUCCCGCCCUCAAGGCACCUUCAAGUGUCAUCAACAUCAGCAGUGUAGCAGCAAAGUUGAACACUCCGGGAUCAUUUGUAUCUCUUGCAUAUGGUCCAACGAAAGCUGCUUUGAGCAAGCUCACCCUCGUUCUGGGAACAAAUUUUGCUCAGAGGGAUAUCCCGAUUAGGGUGAACGCGCUGGCUCCUGGUGUGUUUGCGUCACAACUGGUUGGCCCCAAUCUUUUAGAGGCGAUCAGGACUCGACCUCUGCCUGGGAUGGUCGCGCCGAUUCCUGCGAAGCGGCAGGGAACAGAAGCUGAAAUAGGGAUGUCGGCGGUCUAUUUGGCUGUGUCCGACUAUACGAACGGAGCGAUUUUGACCGUCGAUGGCGGAAUAUCGCUGGUCAAUCCGUAAUCGUUGGAUUAUCUGACGUAGAACCUUCAUGGAAUUAAGCCUGUUUCUUACCCUGCCGUCAUAGACCAGCCUCCAAUGCCGGGCGACAACUACGUCAGCCUGCAAUAUCCCAAUUAGCAUUCACCAUCGAAAUGAUGUGUUUGUCGUCAUUGUCAUCGUUUAGUUGCUUUAUACACCUUGUGCCGUUUCGUUUUGAAAUCAGCAAACUUGAAGAGAAGCAAGAGCUUCUCAACUUCUGGGUCUGAAUCUUCGUUGUCAGACAUUUGGAACAUCCCCGCUGGGAGC
Messenger RNA from Desarmillaria tabescens, 1050 nucleotides. RefSeq names its product short-chain dehydrogenase. The record is from RefSeq and is a predicted model, not a curated record. NCBI's taxonomy places the organism in Eukaryota, Fungi, Basidiomycota, Agaricomycetes, Agaricales, Physalacriaceae. The coding region runs from base 1 to 765 and encodes 254 amino acids. The transcript has 8 exons.